AUGAAAGUGAAAGCAUUGGGUGUCUUUAAAUCCAAGCUUUUCAAGCCAUGCAAAAAAAUAAUAUUUUUCUUCAGACUUAGACCCAAGAAGCCUGUGUUUAUAAGAGCUCUCAAAUUUCGUGCUCUCAAACCCAAGAGGCCAACAAUGUCUUCUUUGUUACAAUCAGUGUUUCGCUCCCCUAAGAAACCUAAACACACUGACAUGUUACCAGGACUCAAGAGUCCCUCCAAUGUGCAUGAAACUCCACUCUUUCCAUCGCCACUUACCCCGGCUUAUGUAAGAACUCGUGCGGCGAAGAAGAGAGAAGAAGCUUCAAGGCAAGAGGUGGAAGAUGCAUGCAGGAGUUUUGAGAACUAUUUGGUGGAGAUGAUUGUGGAAGAAGGGAAGACCAAGGAUUUGAUGGACGUGGAGGAACUUCUAUAUUGCUGGAAGAACCUGAAGUGUCCUGUUUUUGUUGAUUUAGUUUGUAGAUUUUAUGGUGAGCUUUGUAAGGACUUGUUUUCUCCAGAUAGUGAGGAAGGUGACAGUUCCAAGUAAAGGCCUAAGCAGCCAGUG
Molecule: messenger RNA, 555 nt
Organism: Abrus precatorius (Indian licorice)
Lineage: Eukaryota; Viridiplantae; Streptophyta; Magnoliopsida; Fabales; Fabaceae
Product: transcription repressor OFP17-like
Exons: 1
Coding region: 1-537 (178 amino acids)
Biological process (GO): negative regulation of DNA-templated transcription
Source: RefSeq, a predicted model, not a curated record